Molecule: messenger RNA, 3398 nt
Organism: Gadus morhua (Atlantic cod)
Lineage: Eukaryota; Metazoa; Chordata; Actinopteri; Gadiformes; Gadidae
Product: translation initiation factor IF-2
Exons: 2
Coding region: 273-2324 (683 amino acids)
Source: RefSeq, a predicted model, not a curated record
CACUCACACGCACACACACAAAGACACGCAGAGUCACAAAGCAAGACACGCAUUAGGAGGGGCAGCUUCAGCUGAGCACUAAAGACUUCUGACGGGGACGAAGGUCAACCACAUUAAUACCAGAGCACGGGCAAGACAGACAUUUUGCCUAAAAACUAUUGGAACUGAGGAGAAGAUGGAAGGAAGCCAUCUUUAAUUGUGUGUCCAUCUGUUAACAUGUAGGAGGGGGGCCAUGACAGAAGUCAGCCUCUGAUUAAUAAAGCCUUGUUGGCAUGGCGGAGCCGGCGGGGUCUGCUGUCCAGUCGGGCGCCACCCGUGCCAUGCCCUCGCACAAAACCUGGACCGAGGCUGACGGAGACGAAGAAGAGGUGCAAUACGAGGACACAGAGGACGGCCCCAUCUUCUCCCUCUCCAAGAGCUCCAUGGACGUGCUCAUGGCCACGGAGCCCCACCGCCCCUGGGACCCGGCCGUGACCCGGCAGGACCUCCGGCGCAGCUCCAGCACCAACACGCACACGGAGCGCCAGGCCUGCAGCCUGCAGCAGCUGCGCGAGCGGCAACUCACUGAGGACGCCGCCGCCGCCGCCGCCAACAAGGCGCUACCGAUCCCACGCCCCCUCAGCGAGCGAUGGAGCACCUGCAGCACGCGCAGCGACUGCAGCACCCCGGACAGCGUCAUCUGGAGGGGAGGACCCGGGCGCCCCAAGAGUCUGAUCCAGGUCGCCCCCUCGUCAAAGCUGGCUCACCCUGCUAGCCCGUCGCCGUCCUUUGACUCUCCUGAAACACCCCCCGUGUCGCCCUCCACCAGACCCCCCUUGCCUCUGUCUCCUUGCGGGAAGCAACCGCCGAUGUCCUCGCCUACACCCGCGCCACCCACCCCUGAGGUUCCUGCGAGCCCACCCGUCCCACCCUCCGCCCCGCCGCCCACCUCCCCUGAACCCCGCCGGCUCCCCAGCAUGGAGUACGAGCACAUCCCGUCAGCCUGUGGCUCUCCCUCCUCUCCUACCUCACCUCCGCGUCGGCCCGUCGGCCCGGGGAGCGACGGCGGCGUCGGGGACGGUUCCCAUCGAGGCGCGCACCCCGUCCAAGCCUCGGAGGAGCUGCCGAGCGUGUUUGGGAGCGCGCGCUCCGUGGUCGGGGGUGAGGAGGAGCACCUGCCGCCGACCCAAACAGAGGGACGAGAGCCGCCGAGACAAGGCGGGUCGCUAUGGCAACCGGGAUCCUCAGCCGCUGACCUCGGUGUCAGUCGCAGAUGGCGGUCCCCCUUGGCGUCCUCCCUGAGUGACACGGGCCUGAGCGCGCGCUGCAGGUGCAUCUGUGGUCAGUCGAGGCUAGAGACCCCCGGGCCUCCAGGGGGAAAGGACCACGGCGGGGUCGAGGUUCAGGAGGAGCAGGAGACGCCCGGGUCCCCCGUGAGGUCGGUAGACGCUGCCGUGCAGACGGCCUCCCCGCCCGGCUCGUGGUCCGGCCUGAGGAAGCACACGUCCUUCGCGUCCGCCUCCCACAUGGGCUCCCACUCCGUCCUGGGCUCCCCGCCCGGCUCCCGACUCAACCUGCGCUCCCCCGUGGGCUCCACCUCCAACCUGGUCUCGGCCACCUCCAGCAUGUUCUUCCAAGACGCCGGAGAGGAGCGGGAGGAGGAGAAAGGGGAGGAGGAGAAGAAGAGAAAGAAGAGCUCCUUGAUGUGGGAGACCCUCGCGCCCGCCGCCGAGCCCCCGGAGCGCAGGAGGUCCUGCCUGAAGGUGCAGGGGGAGGAGCGGCCCCGGGGGCGGGGCGGCGAGCUGGGCCGGCGCGGCAGCAUGAAGCAGGUGCAGUGGGACGAGGAGGGCAUGACCUGGGACGUCUACGGCAGCUCCGUGGACCCCGAGGAGCUCAACGUGGCCAUCGAGAGACACCUGACCCUCCGGGGGGACAAGGACAAACAAGGACAGAGCCCCCCGCCGCCCAGAAGCAAGUGGAGGCUGAAGGCGGCCACCAGAGCGGCAGGGACCACGCUGAGCCAAACCAGAGCUGCUAAGGUCACAGUUUUAGGCUCCAAGGAGCCGCCACGGCUGGCCACGCCCACCAUGGACUCUGAGGGCGAGGCCAAGGCCAAGGCCGAGAGCGAGCUGGAGAAAGGCAAGAGAAAAAAGCAGGAACUGGCAGCGGACGUCGGCGGGAAAAGGAAGAUUGAAGUAAAGAGGGAGAAGGGGAACGGCAAAGGGGAAGAGAAGGAGACAGCGGAACACAGGUCCUCCCCCUGCAUGAGCCUCAGCCUGACGAAGGGACUGAAGUGGCCCCGGGCGAAGCCCUGCUGCGGGGGCUCCAGCCAAGACCAAAACUGAGUACAUUUUUAUUUGACACGUUUUUAAUACUAUUAUCAACUUAUUUUCCGGAUGUAAGGCUCAGGUGAAGGCCGCACGUCAACAAUGACGUACAAGGUGGUGUCAUUGAUCCCUUUCGAAAAAUAACGCAACAGGAGAUGGGCGUGAUCCGGUACCCUUGUUUUUAAAUGGACCAAUGUAUAUUGCCGGACCAAAUGACCUCUGUUUCCGUCAACAAACCGUCUCCCUACACUGAGCUCACCAACAACAGAACGUGGAACUUGUGGCUCAGCCUUCUGUACUCCAUUAGCUGACUUACUCGCGCCUCGCUAGGACAACACGCAUACAAUAAGUUCAUUAAUGGGUAACCUUGGUGAACCACUGUGGGGGGGGGGGGGGGGGGCAUUCAGGACCAUUCAGAUGAGCAGGCACAUUCUCUUUCACCGUAGCGAAAGCCCUCACUGACUGGUUGCUUCCACUGGAGUUAUUGUCAUAUUUCACCGGUUUGAGAUAAACAAGCAGACUUGCUGUGGAUUUAUGCCAUUCUUACUUAUGUUUUAUAUUAUCUCUUUUAUUAUUUUAUUGACGCAUAUGCGCCCCUUCUGCUGUUGAUGAGUAAAAAUGAUUGACUGUUAUUAUAUUGUUAUUAAAACUAUCUUUAGUCACACCCAUGUUGUUGUUUUUCUGUUGAGUCAUGACCAUGCAGGAUGAGGUGAGCACAGUCCAUAUAGAGUUUGUUAAGGGGUCAGAGGUCACAGCAUCAUCAUCUGACCUGAUCUCAUCUGUCAUAUGAUUUCCUGCAUGUACGUAACGGUGUGUGUUUACAAACAUUGUUCCCAGUUCUGACUCCCCUUUGUCCUAUGUGUGUUUGUAUAUAUGUGUGUGUGUGCGCGCGCGCGUGUGUUAUGUACACAUGUGGGCCGUGGCGGGAGGCAUGGGCCGAUCCAUAUGUUUUUUUGCAGGUGAAAGUGCUGAUGGGACCCCCUGCAUCUCCUAUCACAGAGGCAGUAGGGGAGAAAAAAACCCCUCUGUUACAGGAGAACAAUCCAGUGUUUGGUCUUUGUUGCUGCGCCACACAUUGUCCGCCCCCCACCU